Notechis scutatus (mainland tiger snake) is the source of this 1142-nucleotide messenger RNA. NCBI's taxonomy places the organism in Eukaryota, Metazoa, Chordata, Lepidosauria, Squamata, Elapidae. The record is from RefSeq and is a predicted model, not a curated record.
AGACACUCCGAUGUAUCGCAGCCCGGGAAAGAAGGGGUUUCGCGGGCCGCGCCACGAUAUAGGUGCUAACAAUAGAUGCCCGCAACCAUGGGGAUAGCUCCCACAGCCCCAUCAUGACCUAUGAAGCAAUGAGUGCUGACAUCCAUCUCUUUCUGAACCAGCUGCAUCUCAAUAGGUGUGUCUUAAUUGGCCACAGCAUGGGCGGCAAGACAGCUAUGGUAUUCGCGUUACAAUGGCCAGAAUUGGUGGAGCGCUUAGUGUGUGUUGACAUCAGUCCUAGCCAAACAAAAGAUAUCAGUGGCUUUCAGAAUUACAUCGCUGCCAUGAAAGCAGUGGAUAUCCCUAGAGGUAUUCCUCGUUCCACUGCACGCCGUAUGGCCGAAGAACAACUGCGCCCAACUAUUCAGGAGCCAACCAUCCUCUAUUUUCUACUUACCAACCUAGUGAAUGCUGAGGACCAGUUUGUAUGGCGUGUAAAUCUAAAGGCCAUUUCACAGCAUCUGAAUGACAUCAUGAGUUUUCCUGACUUCCAGACAUCUUAUCUGGGGCCUACUCUCUUUCUUGGGGGUUCCAAAUCUGGCUAUAUUAGUUCCAGUAACUACCCUGAGAUCAAACGGCUCUUUCCUGAGGCUGAAAUCCAGCAUAUUCCUGAUGCAGGGCACUGGGUUCAUGCAGAUCAACCCCAAGAAUUCAUCACUGCCAUUUGCAAUUUCAUUGCACUCCAUCCACGCUAGAAUUUCUGAACAGAUCCACACAAACUAUCCUAUCAAGAACAGAAUAGAACAACAGAGUUGGAAGGGACCUUGGAGGUCUUCUAAUCCAACCCCCUGCCUAGGCAGGAAAACCUAUACCACUUCAGACAAAUGGUUAUCCAACAUCUUUUUAAAAACUUCCAGGUUGGAGCAUUCACAACUUCAAGAUUGGAAGUUUUCUCAUUGGACUUACUGUUGUACGUGACUCAUGGUCUGAUUUCAAAAGCUCCAUGCGAGUGAUCCAUUCAGAGUAUCGGUCAAAUUGUCAGUCCUUCCCUAGUGAUUUGCUGCUUGGAAGAGUUAGAAGUUGGAGUUAAGAGAAUGAGAGAAAAGAGAGAUGUUAGAGAAAAGGAGUGUCAGAAAGCAAAACAGAGGAGUCUUACUCACUUU